Molecule: messenger RNA, 2340 nt
Organism: Daldinia vernicosa
Lineage: Eukaryota; Fungi; Ascomycota; Sordariomycetes; Xylariales; Hypoxylaceae
Product: P-loop containing nucleoside triphosphate hydrolase protein
Exons: 5
Coding region: 1-2340 (779 amino acids)
Biological process (GO): translation
Molecular function (GO): GTP binding; GTPase activity
Source: RefSeq, a predicted model, not a curated record
AUGUCCCGCCACCAAGCAUAUCGUAAUUACGACUACGAGAAUGACCUCGACGAAUAUGAAGCAGACGAAUUUGGAGAUGAGGAAGAGGAACUAAGCUCGGAAGAUCAAGCACAAAUGAACGUCGGUACUGCCCAAGUUCGAACCGCUCUUGGUGUGGAAUCAUCCAAGGUUACCACCAAACAAAUCCAAGAUGCGCUAUGGCAUUACUAUUAUGAUGUCGAUAAAUCUGUGACAUAUUUAAUGACUAAAUAUGUCGCGCCUUCAACCAAGAAGAAAGGGGGAGGUGAAGCACAUGCACUGCACGUCUCAUUUGCUGGCUUCUUUAGCGACAUGCCGUGGUUAAAUAUCCCAAAGGAUCGAGAAACUACAUUCAUCGCACCACCACAGCCCCGAGGCGGGCUGCUAGGGGGUGCUAGCGCAGAUGGCAAGGUUUCUAAACUCCAAGCACUCGCUGCUGCUCGCAAGAAGAAAGCAGAAAAUAGGAAAUUGGACGAGAAACAACUACAAGAUGCAACACAGAAAUUAAGCAACCUCUCCAUCACACCAACGCAACCUGAAUCUAGUAAAGAGAAUGUGCGGCCGACCGCAACAGCGCCGAGGGGAACUGCAGGGUUUACAAGCGCUAGCAUAGCCAGUAUAUCCCAACAGACAGGAUCUAAAAGCCCCGAGGUUGUGGAGGACAAGGUCCAAAGCCAGUCAGAAAAAAAUACUACCGAGCCAAACAAUCCACCGGGAUUUACGAACCCUUUACCAGAAACCGUGCCAUUUGAGGCUGCUGCGCCGUCUCCCUUCGCCCAGGCCCUUCUCGGCUCCAUUAACGGUUCUAAUAAUUCCGUGCCGAGAACUUACCCGUUUCCUUAUAUCAAUUUGACUUCAUCUGUAACUGACGCAUUCUCAGCGCCAAGUCCAGAUGAUGUAGUCUUGGCAGCACAGUCCCAAGGUUCGCUCUUAGCGAAGAAGGCCGUUAAUACGACUAAGAAGAAGGCCAGCGCGAAAGGAAAAGUCGAAGACGUUACGGACGGUGUAAAAGGCCUUAAUAUCCCUGACACGCCAUUACCCAAAAGCAAGAAUGUUGAUGUGCUUAAGGAAUUUGAGAAGACUAAGAGGAAGAAGAACGCAAGCUUCGUAGUCGUCGGCCAUGUGGACGCUGGUAAAAGUACCCUGAUGGGACGCCUGUUGCUCGACCUCAACGUCGUUGACCAGAGAACGAUACAGAAAUAUCGAAAAGAGGCCGAAAGUAUAGGGAAAUCUUCUUUUGCACUUGCGUGGGUGCUAGACCAACGAUCGGAAGAGCGAUCAAGAGGCGUAACUAUUGACAUCGCAACAAAUAAAUUUGAGACGGAUAACACAUCAUUCACGAUUCUGGAUGCGCCUGGACAUCGAGAUUUUAUCCCGAACAUGAUAGCCGGCGCGAGUCAAGCAGACUUUGCGAUCUUAGUGGUGGACGCAACAACUGGCGCAUUUGAAGCUGGGCUCAAGGGACAGACAAGGGAGCACUCUCUUCUCCUGCGCAGCAUGGGCGUCUCCCGAGUUAUUGUCGCAAUCAAUAAGCUGGACACGGUUGGCUGGUCUCAAGAACGGUUCGAUGAAAUUUCACAACAAGUAUCCGGCUUCCUCUCGGCAACGGGGUUCCAGCCCAAAAAUGUUAGCUUUGUCCCCGUGUCCGGCUUACACGGGGAUAACAUAGUAAAAAGGGCCGCAGACGCAGCAGCCAACUGGUAUUGUGGGAAAACGCUCGUCGAGGAAUUGGAGAGCUCGGAACCAAUGGCUCGAGCAUUGGACAAGCCUCUACGCUUAACUAUUUCCGAAGUUUAUCGUACAGCACAGAGCCCGCUUACAAUAUCCGGGAGGAUAGAUGCUGGCUCGGUGCAGGUGGGCGACGCACUAAUCGUUCAGCCUAGCGGCGAGAAGGCUUACGUCAAGUCUUUGGAACUUGAUCAUGAGCCAGUGGACUGGGCCGUGGCGGGACAGAAUGUCGUCAUUCACCUCAGUAAUGUCGACCCGAUCCACGUACGCGUUGGAGAUAUUAUCUGUGAUACGAAACAGCCAAUCGAUUGUAUCGAUACAUUCACCGUCAAGGUACUAGCGUUCGACAUCCUAAUGCCGAUGCAGGUGGACGUACACAGGGGCCGUUUACACGCCGCGGGCCAAAUCCUAGAGAUACCAGCUUUGCUCGACAAAACCAAAGGCACGAUACUAAAAAAGAAACCCAAGAUAGUGAAGCCAGCAAGCGUGGCGAGAGUAGUAGUCAAGAUGACAACUAAAGUACCGCUUGAAACAGGCCAGCGUGUUGUGUUGAGAAGUGGAGGCGAGACUGUUGCCGCUGGAUUAUUAGAAUGA